Messenger RNA from Saccostrea echinata, 375 nucleotides. RefSeq names its product putative potassium channel regulatory protein. Gene Ontology annotation, biological process: protein homooligomerization. Gene Ontology annotation, molecular function: protein binding. The record is from RefSeq and is a predicted model, not a curated record. NCBI's taxonomy places the organism in Eukaryota, Metazoa, Mollusca, Bivalvia, Ostreida, Ostreidae. The coding region runs from base 1 to 375 and encodes 124 amino acids. The transcript has a single exon.
AUGACAUCCAUUUUACAAGGAGUCGAAGCAGCCCAACAACAACGCCUAGUCCUAAAUGUUGGAGGGAAAAAGUUUGAAACGAGCAGUCCCUCUUUACAAAGCGAUUCGGACUCGUUUUUAGCAGCUAUAAUAUCAAAGGAUGCCCCCGUUAUCCCUUACAGCAAAGAUCAUCUUCCAGUGUAUUUUAUUGACAUGAAACCUCGGUUCUUUGACUUUAUAUUAGAUCCAUCCCAACUGGAACACAUUCUCCCAGCGGAUAAGGCCAUACUCAAUCAAAUCUUUGUGGAGACGAGCUAUUACCGUCUUGAGGGACUAUGUACCCUUAUUAAGAAGAGCCAAAUCUUAAUGAGUAAAGAUUCCUUGUGGGACAAUUAA